Drosophila navojoa is the source of this 844-nucleotide messenger RNA. RefSeq names its product Thioredoxin T (gene TrxT). Gene Ontology annotation, molecular function: protein-disulfide reductase activity. Lineage: Eukaryota; Metazoa; Arthropoda; Insecta; Diptera; Drosophilidae. The record is from RefSeq and is a predicted model, not a curated record.
AAAACACACAUACACAACAACAGUAUAUAAAAAAAAAGGGAUUUUCAGCCAUGGUGCAUGUCGUGCAAAGCAAAGAGGACUUCGAGCGGCAAUUGUCCGAUGCCGGCGACAAGCUGAUUGUCAUCGACUUUUGCGCUAAUUGGUGCGGCCCCUGCAAGAUCAUUGCACCCAAGCUGGAGGAGCUGGCCGCCCAGUAUGCCGAGCGAGCGGUCGUGCUGAAAGUGAAUGUCGAUGACAACGAGGAGAUAACCAUCGAGUACAAUAUAACCAGCAUGCCCACAUUCGUGUUCAUCAAGAGCGGCGAAGUGCUGGAGGUAUUUGUGGGCGGCAACUCGGAUAAGUUGACCAAAUCGAUGGAGAAGUUUGUGGGCGAUGCCGACGAGUCCUUCGACGAGGAUUCCCAUCUACAGCAGCAGCUGAGUAUCUGCUCGGAGAGCAUUGCCAGCGCCAGUACCGUGUGUGAUCUCGGCGAGGAUAUGGACGAUCCACACGACAUAACGCCAUGUGCUCAGGGUGCUAUGGACAAGAGCAGCAUCCUGGAGAAUUAGUUGCUCCCUCUAUCAUAGAAAAUCAGUAGAGACCACUAACACACUGCCACCGGACCACCGUAUAUAUUUAUGUAAUACUAAUGAUCGAGCAACUCCAUGCAAAUGGGAACUAAUGCCAGUACAAUGUGAAGCGAGCAGUAUACUGAUCAACACAAACGUUACUUAAUGCAAAAAAUAAAAGAUCGAAACUGUUAAAUGACGCAUAUACUACCUACUCUACACUACACUACAAGACACAAGCUAAUACUGGAGCUGUUCCCCGUAGCACACUCUGCCCUCUAAAUUGUCAAUCACCA